Messenger RNA from Ricinus communis (castor bean), 579 nucleotides. RefSeq names its product S-protein homolog 74-like. NCBI's taxonomy places the organism in Eukaryota, Viridiplantae, Streptophyta, Magnoliopsida, Malpighiales, Euphorbiaceae. The record is from RefSeq and is a predicted model, not a curated record. The transcript has a single exon. The coding region runs from base 21 to 467 and encodes 148 amino acids.
GUCAUUAUACAGUCAAGAAAAUGAAUUCUCCUAGUGUUAACAUGAAGCUCUUGUUGAUUUUUGUAUUAGCCAUUAGUUUCUUUGUUACACCUAACAAUUGCAACAUUCUGAACAGUUAUCAUGUUCAUGUCGUCAAUGAACUGAGCCCAGGUAAGGUGUUGUUUGUGCAUUGCAAAUCUUCAGACAAUGAUCUUGGCGGUCAUAAUCUUGGGGAUGGCCAAGAAUUUUCUUGGAGUUUCUAUAUGAAUUUUAUAAAAACCACCCUUUUCUGGUGCCGCAUGGCUCCUGAUGACCAAUCUUUUGCUGAUCUAAAGGUGUUUUGGAAUAGCAACUCUCUAUUUUAUAAGUGCGGUCAUGAGCAAGAGUGCAUUUGGAUUGCUAAAGAUGAUGGAGUUUACUUGAGAAAUAUCCCAAUGAAUGUGGACGAGUUCCAACGCAGCUGGGGAACAAUAAGGCACAAUGGCUGAAUCCAAAUUAGAAUAUGAUUUUAGUAUUAUUUGUUUGUGCUGCCGAGCAGUUCUUUAAUAUGUAUCCUACUUCUUAGAAUAUUUAUUAUUAAUAAAACAUAGUUUUAUUUAA